AGUAACCUCUUUAGCCACUACCACCACAAACACCACAACUGCUUUUAAUCAUUUUAAACCAUGAAUUUAACUAUACACAAGUAAUAUUUACAUUAUAUUCAUGAUGUUAGUCAGAGGGGAACUGGCCCCCACAGUGAGUCUGGUUUCUCCCAAGGUUAUUUUUCUCCAUUAAUCUACAUCUUAUGGAGUUUUGUGUUCCUUGCCACAGUCGCCUACAGCUUGCUCACUGGGGUUAUUAAUACAAUUAUUAUUUAAUUAUUUUUAAACACGAUUAAGAAUCGUAUUUUAUCUAAAUUGCACAAUGAUGAGUCGACUUUAUAGACAUUACAGUUUUAUCGUCUGUUAAUGCUGAUCUUCUGUAAAGCUGCUUUGAAACGAUGUGUGUUGUGAAAGGCGCUAUACAAAUAAAAUUGACUUGACUUGCCGCUACCGAAGGAAAAUCGAGUGACCUUCGGGCAGUGUUUGGUUAAAAUGUGACGCUGCAGGCGGAGGUGCUCUGGUGUCUGAACACUGCCAUGCAGCACCACUCGUACGCAUCCAAUGAAGGUGUUUCUGAGUCGUUUCAGGCAAUGUUUCCUGAUUCUCAAAUUGCUAAAUCUUUUACCUGUGGCAAGGAAAAACCAGCUACAUUUUAAAAUAUGGACUUGCCCCGUACUUCAAAAAUAAACUGAUUACUGCGAUUAACAAUGCAGGACCAUUUGUGUUGAUGUUUGAUGAGAGUUUCAACCAGUCGACAAAAAAUAAACAACUAGAUGUCCAUUUUCGAUUUUGGGGAGGCUGGUUGUGUCCAGUCCCGUUAUCUUGGAUCACAGUUCAUGGGACAUUCAAAGACUGAGGAUUUGCUUCACCAUUUCAAAGAAUGUGUGCGCCUAUUAGACCUGAGGCAUCUCCUUUCCAUUAAUAUGGAUGGCCCAAAUGUGAACUUGAAGUUCCUCAAUACUCUCCAGCAAGAACAUGCUGAACUACAUGGAGGUCGGCAGCUAAUUUCUGUUGGGAGCUGUGGACUGUACACGCUACACAAGUCGCACAAGACUGGCUUCUCCAUAUGGAAUAUGGAGAAACUGUUGAGAGCAAUGCACUAUAUUUUUCACAAUGUCCCUGCAAGAAGAGAAGAUUAUACAAAACUUACUGGCUCAUCUGUUUUUCCACUCCCAUUCUUUGGAUUCAGAUGGGUGGAAAAUCUGCCUGUUUCAGAGAGAGCCACUGAGGUUUGGCCAAAGCUUAAAGAGUAUGUGGAGGCAGUCCAUAGAAAAGAACUACCAAACCCUGGAACCUCUUCUUUUGAUACCAUUGAAGCAGCAAAUAAAGAUCCCCUGAUCUUAGCCAAACUUCAGUUUUUUAUGGCGAUAUCCAGAACUUUUUGUCCAUUCUUGAAGAAAUACCAGACUGAUGAGCCAGUCCUGCCAUUUCUGUGCAGAGACUUGACAGAGUUGAUGAUGACUCUGGUGAGACGUUUUAUCAAAAGGGAGCUACUCCAAGACAUCACUCCCUUUAAACUGACCUAACUUGACCUUGAUGACCAGAAGAACUGGGUCAGUGCAAGCCAUGCUGACAUUGGCUUGGGUGCUGACUCUGUCCUUAAGGUGAUGCUGUUGUGCAACAAUUUGACAGCUUUCUCUCUCUGCAUGGCAAAAGUGAGGAGUUCCUCUCUUUCAAACCCAUGGAGCAAUGACUUGAUGCUUUUCUUCAUCAAACUCUCAACCAGACUUAUCCUGAGCUUCGGAGUUUCUUUCAACUCCUUUUGCUCUUAUCCAAUGGGCAAGCUACAGUAGAGAGUGGCUUCUCUGUGAACAGGGAAGUAGAGACUUGCAACAUAAAAGAAGAAACUGUUGAGGCCCAGAGACUAGUCUGUGACCAAGUUGGAGCUUGUGGUGGGGGGGUGUUCUCAAAGUGUCCCUCACAAAGGAACUACUGGCUUCUGUAGCCUCAGCCAGGACAAGAUACAGGAUCUACCUUGAUGAAGAGAGGAGGAAGAGAGAGGGUGCCAUGCGUGGACUUAAGAGAAAAGCUUUGGAAGAUGAGGUGGGAGAACUGAAAAAGAAAAGGGAGGUGUUGACCGAGGUGUGCGCCAGCCUUCAGAAGGAUGCUGAUCAACUAGCUGAGCAGGCCGAAAAUAAAUCUAACACACUCAUGGCUCAAAUGAUUACAAAAUCGAAUACUCUGAGGAGAUAAAAGGACAAAUGCAGUGAAUUAAAAAAUGUUGAGACAGAGUUGGAACUAAAAGCGAGCGGCACAUGGAUUAAUUUUCUUAUAUACACAAAGAUAAAACUGUAAUUUCUAUAGCAUUUGAAUUUUGAAUACAUUAAGUUCCAGCCUUUAAAUGUUCAGAGUUUGAGUUUUUCCUUUACUGUCCAGACUAAUAGAAUUAGUUUCAUAAUUAGGGUUAUAUUUGAAGGAGGUCACGUGUAUUUGAUGGUACAAUUUACACAAACCGAAACUUAAUGGCUUUUUUAC
Molecule: messenger RNA, 2454 nt
Organism: Xyrauchen texanus (razorback sucker)
Lineage: Eukaryota; Metazoa; Chordata; Actinopteri; Cypriniformes; Catostomidae
Exons: 4
Coding region: 753-1505 (250 amino acids)
Source: RefSeq, a predicted model, not a curated record